Sitodiplosis mosellana (orange wheat blossom midge) is the source of this 5417-nucleotide messenger RNA. Its product is annotated as protein fem-1 homolog CG6966. The transcript is spliced from 5 exons. NCBI's taxonomy places the organism in Eukaryota, Metazoa, Arthropoda, Insecta, Diptera, Cecidomyiidae. Bases 2312 to 4213 code for a protein of 633 amino acids. Gene Ontology annotation, molecular function: protein binding. The record is from RefSeq and is a predicted model, not a curated record.
CUUUUUCUAGCGCAUUCGCAUGCAAAACCAACCAACCGUUUCGUGAACCAACAACGACGUCAACGACGACGACGACAACAACAACAAUGGGGGAAAACUUGUGCAGAUGGAAAAUAUGGAACUGCUUGUUCCUCGUCGGAAAAUAACCAAACAAUGGGGUAUAUGUGUGUAAAGGCGAGCAACUCGGAAUGUGCUCUUAAGCGGUGUGUAUGUGUGUCGAAUAUUAGCAGCUACAAAUAAUUGUGUGUAAAUAUAUAUAUUCGAAACGAUUUGGAGCAAAUGAGUUUGGUGGUUGUACUGCUGUGGUUUCGAGCUGUUUUUGCCAAUUUCACAUCAUACCCGUUAUUUGGAAUUUUAUUUUGAUUGUGGUUUAUUUUAUGUAGUGCGGCGUUUUCAUGUGUGAUUCCAUCAUGUGUACGCGCGCGUUAUAUGUAUACAUACUGGGUGCGAUUUUCCACAUUUGCCAUUUUGAUACGUGCGGCGUAUGUGUGCUCCUCGUUCGGUUGCCUAUAUUGGCAGCGAGUUUAUUAAAUAUAUCAGUUAUUUAAUGUGAAGCGUCAACAUAAAAUCAUUUCAUGUCAAGCCUGUUGUUAGUGUUGUUUUCUUUGGCGCUUCGAUUUCUUGUUCCCCAUGCAAUUUUGUGUAGUAAUUUUUUUUUCCGCAGCAGAUUGCUGGGUUGUUAUAUGUCACGAUCCUUUUUUCGUCUCCUCUUUCCACUGUCACUGUUUUUCUUCGUCUUGUUGAUUGCCUUAUUAUUGCUCGAAAUUUGACUGCUUUGUCGGUUUCGCCGCUUGUGUGUCGGCAAUUCGUUUUUGCUCUUGCCACGUUCAUUAGUCAUGGGAUGGAACUAAAUUUUUGUGUUGCUUUGUGUUUUUUUUCGCGGUUGGAUUUUUCUUCUUUAGUUAUUAUUUAUUUAUAAAUUACGUCUUGCACCGAUUUUGUUUCUUGGCGUUCGUAUUUUUUCUCCCCCAUAAAUUCCAGUAUGUGAUUUAUAAAUAGAAAUAAUGUCGUGAAAACCGUUUUUUUCUCUUUUAUUAUUUCAAUUUGUCGGAUUUAUUCAAUGUGCCAAGCACACGCUUUUUCUCUAAUUUUCUUCUGUAUUCAGCGUCAGUUCAUUGUUUCUAGCAAAUCAGAUUAAUUUAAUUCAUACAUUAAUUCGACCAUGCAUGAAAUUUUGAUUGCUUUUUUUCGCGAUCUUCUUUAUUGUUUGAACGAAUUUACCAGUCAAGAGAGUAAGGUUCUGUGGAUAUGAUGAAAUUUAAGAAAUCUUUAAUCAUUUUUCGGCUACAAAAGUUGAAAUUCACCAAAAAAAAAUCUCUGAUUUUCAUCUAGUUCGAUUGUGUUGAGAAUAACGCGAAAAAGUAACAAUUUCAUGAUUUUUGAAUUUGCACACACGCCAUCUAUCGAAAGCAACUUGACCUACCAAGACAUGCUCGAAGCUUUUCGCCGCCAUAUGUCAUCCAUUUUCAGUUAAAUCGAAGCUUUCACUUUGAAUGAAUCAUAUUUUAAUGGCUACACAUCCACACACAUACAUUGCACAAACGCACACGGUCGCAACAACAUUUCGAUCGAAUGAGUAUGUAAGCUUCAUCUAACUCGUAUUCGACAGGAAUGAAUCAGUCUUCAGGAAAGCGCAACACUGAGCAGAGUGCAAAACAAACGAUUCGAGUCGAGUUCAGCAACAGAAGCUCACUUGAUCGCAUCAAAAGAAAGAAAGAAAAAUAUCCAUUUUUCGUUUGUUCUUUUUUGUUUUAGUUUGAAAGAAAAACAAAAAAAAAUUCGCGUUUUUUUUUAAAUUAGAAGAAGUAUAAAAGAAAUUAUCGAAGCCAAUAAAGUGAUGCAAAUAAUAAACUAAAGUCAGAUUCGCACAAAGAGUUUAUUUCUUAAUUCUAAAAUAAAGGAAAAGAAAGUUGAUACUGAAUGUCAGAUUCUAUGUUCUUUUCAUCAAAAUAUCAAUAAUCGUCGAAAAUAAUCAUAACACAUGAUUUAAUAGUCAAUUUGCGAUAACUAACAAAAAAGUACCAGAGUUCUUUUCGAAAUAUUACUUGAGAUUUAGUGUUGUGAUUUGUAUUGAUUGUUCGAGAGAGAGACAAUCAUCGCAGAAAAUAUAGCAAAGUGAUUGCAGUGUUGCUAAAGUGUUAAAAAGAGAGUUUUUUUUUUUCUUUCGAAGCGGUGCUUUUUAAGAGAAUCAAACCAAACAAACAUCUCAAAGUUGAUGAGAUUGUCGUUGUUGGUAUUGACUGCUAUACAAAUUAAAUAAAAGAGAAUUAAAAUUUGAAAUAAACGAGGAAUUUAAAGAAAAAUCGCCUAAAUGCUUGACACAAUGGUGGAUAAUAAAAUAUUUGUUUAUAACGCUGCCAGAGACAACAAUUUAGCUGCAUUAAAAAGAUAUUUACAUGGACGCACUCCGGAAGAGGUGAAAACAUUGGUAUCGACUCGAACAACAGGAGCCACACCAUUAGUAAUUGCUGCGCGCAAUGGUCAUUACGAUAUCGUUAAUUGGUUGCUCACACACACAAAUGCUGACGUCGAAAGUACCGGUUCGGUGAUCUUCGAUGGCGAAACAAUUGAAGGUGCACCACCGUUGUGGUGUGCUGCUGCCGCAGGAUACUUGAAAAUUGUAAAAUUGCUUGUGAACAAAGGCGCCAAAGUAAAUAGCACAACGCGUACAAACUCGACACCAUUACGGGCCGCCUGCUUUGACGGACAUUAUGACAUUGUCAAAUAUUUAGUAAAAAACAAAGCCGAUAUUGAAGUAGCCAAUCGACAUGGUCACACGUGUUUGAUGAUCGCGUGCUACAAAGGUCACUAUCGUAUCGCUGAAUAUUUGCUAAAAUUGAAUGCAGAUGUGAAUAGACGUAGUGUAAAAGGUAAUACGGCACUUCAUGAUUGUGCCGAAUCUGGUUCAUUGGAUAUCCUGCGUCUUCUGCUCGCAAAAGGUGCCUCAAUGGAUGUUGAUCACUACGGUAUGACACCGUUGUUGGCCGCCAGCGUAACUGGUCAUCUUCCAAUUGUUGAGCAUUUAAUUAGCUUAGAAUCGGUGUCGCGAGAGGAUCGAAUUGCUGCAUUGGAAUUAAUUGGGGCCACAUUUGUGGACAAAAAACGUGAUAUGGUCAGUGCGUUGGCAAUGUGGCGCCGUGCAAUGGAAGAACGUUACUUGCACGAACCAUAUUUACCAAAGCCCAUUGCGAGAAUUCAAGUGCAUGCAUACGAUAAUGCCGUCGAGGUAACUGAUAUUCAAGCUUUAGACGAUUUAGUUAUGGACCCAGAUGCGAUGCGAAUGCAAGCACUUUUGGUUCGUGAACGCAUUUUAGGACCAGCCCAUCCAGACACAAGCUAUUAUAUCCGAUACCGUGGUGCUAUUUAUGCGGAUACUGGACGAUUCGAUCGUUGCAUUGAACUCUGGACAUAUGCUCUCAGCAUGCAACAGCAAGUGCUCGAAUCUCUCAAUCCCAUGACUCAAAGUUCACUUCUCAGUUUUGCGGAGCUCUUCAGUUUUAUGUUGGGCGAAGCCGGUCGCCCCGUUACACGGGGACGUGUUGUGCCACCAAUUGAAGCAUGUGAUAUGCUUACCGUAUUCGAUAAGGCAAUCAAAGAAGUUGAAUUAGGUCAGAAAAUGCUCAACAAAAUUCCAGAAGCACAACAAGAUCCGCUCGCUAUUUGCCGCGCUUUGGUCAGUGCACUACAUUUGGCAUGUCUGCUGGCACGACUCGUCGAUGAUGAAGACUGUGAACCUGUGAUCAAGAAACAAGUAUUAAAAGCGCUCCACAAUUUAGUUAGUUUGAAAAUUGUCAUUCGAUCAGGAAGAACGGCAUUACAUUUAGCAUGUUAUCGUGAGGCAGCCCUUGUUGGACGGUAUCCCGCUUGUCAAUUUCCUUCACCACAAUUAGUUAAGGCUUUGUUAGCAGUUGGAGCUGAUCCAAAUGUAAAAGAUGAAGCCGGUAAUACAGCAUUGCAUUUGGCUGCAUUGGCACGACCUUGCCCACCCAGUCUUGCUCAGACAUUAGUUGAACACGGCGCGCAUUUAGACACUCGAAAUCACGACGGUGACACGUUUGAAACGUUGUUGCAUGGACAAAAAUUGCACGAGCUCGUGAAUCCCGUGAAAUAUACCCGAUUAACCUGUUUAGCAGCCCGCACAAUCCAAAAGCAUGGUAUCAAAUAUAAAGAUGAAGUUCCACGAAGUCUGCACGAGUUUAUCGAAUCACAUUAAAUAUUUUAGGUUAAACAUUUAAUCAAGGAGUCCAUUAUUCAUCCAAAAACAAGAAAAAAAAUUCUGAACUUCAAUUGAGAAACGAAACAGAAAAGAAAAAUACAUGAAAAAAGAAAACAUAAUGUUAUAUUUGAACUGGAGUAAUUUACAUAAAUCACUCACACGAUUUUGUUAUAAUUUAUUCAUACGAAGAAGAAGAAGAAGAAGAAGAAGAGAAACUGAACAGUGGACGGUUUCCUUUUUGUACCAUGUGCACACGUAGGAACACAAUUUUUGACAUCUAGUGCGGAUGGCGUGUUUAGAAACAGUGCAUUGUAAUCAGAUGCAAAUGAACCGAACUAUAGGAAUUUUCUCCAAUUUUUUUUGUUUUAAAAAGAAAACAUGUUGGGGGAUUUUUUUUCAAAUUCGCUUUUUGUUCGUUCUUUCAUUUUGAUCUUUUUGCUGUUUCACAUCGAACAAUCUUUUUCGUUAACCAUAUUCUGUCACCGAAUGUGAUCGAAUUUCGUUGAUAAAAAAAUAGAGGAAAUGAAUGGUGAAAAGAAAAGAUGAAAAACUACACAGAAUAUUUGAGCCCAAAACGAUUUCGGUCAAAGUAGCGCAGCAGCAGCAGCGUUUGGUAAAAAAUACCAAAAUGCGAACUAAACUCAUCCAGAGAAUGCAUUGAUCGAUUGAUUGAUUGUUCGAAAUGUGACAAUAUAGUCAAUAUCUUGUAUAUUAAGAUUUCAUUUUUGUAAGAUGAUUUUUUCAUAUAGAUAAAAUUCAUUUUUUUCAAGCUAACUUCAACAUUGUAAGCUUCAUUAUUUUGAUAAUAAGCUAAACCAAUUGAUUUUGGAUUUUGUACGACACAAAAUUCGCAAAUGAACUUUGAAGUUGUUCUUUGAGCAAAAGAAAAAGUCGAACGUGUGUUCCGUCACAAAUACAUUUUUUCUGUCUCUGUACCCAAAUGUCAAAUGAGCUGAUUCAGUUGAUGUUCAUAGAACAAUGUUUUUUUUUAACUUGGUAGUGAUUGUUCGAAUCUGUUUGAUUCAUCUUGCCCAAAAUAAAAGUAGAAGAAAUUUUGCUCUAGAUGAAAUUAGAUUUGAUCUAGGUUAACCAACAGACAUUUAUCAAUUGUAAGCGAUGUGGAUUUGAGUACAGAUUUAAAAAAAAAUGAAUGUAACCAGAAAAUUAAAUAUUUAAUUGAAAAAAAAAUGAAGAAAAACAA